GAUUAGGAAGUCAAUAGUUAAAGAGAAAAAUGUCAAUAAAAUCCUUGUCUCAAAGUCUCAAACCAUUAGCUGCCAUCAUUUUAUUGCAAUUUUGCUAUGCAGGAAUGACCAUACUUUCCAAGUUUGCUCUAAACAAAGGAACUAGCCCCUAUGUCUUGGGAGUAUAUCGCCAUGCUAUAGCCUUUGCUGUUAUUUCUCCUUUUGCCGUUGUGUUGGAAAGGAAAACUAGGCCAAUGAUGAGCUCUUCUGUCUUCGUAAAGAUCAUAUUCCUCGCCUUAUUAGAGCCUGUCAUUGGUCAGAACUUGUUUUACACUGGGAUGAAGUUCACCACAGCAACUUUUGCAAAUGCCCUGUGGAAUAUUGUUCCUGCAUUCACAUUUGUAAUGGCUUGGAUUUUCAGGCUUGAGAAGGUUGAUAUUGGAAGAGUUCAUAGCCAAGUAAAGGUGUUGGGAACCAUAGUGACUGUUGGGGGAGCUAUGGUCAUGACUCUGGUCAAUGGUCCCGUGUUGAGUUUUCCGUGGACCAAAGCGAAAGGCAGCCACCAUGCAGCUUCAAAUGAUGGGAAUUCUGUCAAGGGUGCUCUAAUGAUCACAAUGGGAUGUGUGUCCUCUUCUUGUUUCUACAUACUUCAAGCCAUUACACUGAAAGCAUACCCUGCUGAGAUCUCUCUAACAGCUUUGAUAUGCCUGAUGGGCGCAAUCGAAGGCUCUUUCGCCGCCUUAGCAUUGGAGUGGCACAACCCUGCAGCCUGGUCCAUACACUUCAAUUCCAUGUUAUUAGUUGCUAUUUACAGUGGAAUAGUUUGUUCAGGGUUUGGAUACUAUGUUACGGGAAUGGUCGUAAAGGAAAGGGGACCUGUUUUUGUCACUUCUUUUCUUCCCCUAAACCUGGUUAUUGUUGCAAUAUUGGGCUCCUUUAUUUUGUCAGAUAUGAUGUAUUUGGGCAUGGUUAUUGGAGCAGUUCUCAUUGUAGUAGGCUUAUACAUGGUUCUGUCGGGCAAGAGCAAGGACCAUCUUAUAUCUGAAUCAAGCGACCAAGUGUUGGAAACAAAGAAUGAACACUACUCGACUGUUCUGAGUGAGAAUAAAAAGAUUUCAAGUCAAGAGAUUGUGGCCGUUGAUGGUGCUCGAGGAAGAACUGGAAAUGAAUCCGUUUGAAAUUAUUAUGAACUUUAAUUUCUUCUUCCUUUUGUCCCGUACGUGACAUUAAACAACUUCUUUCAAUCCAAAAGCUUG
This is a messenger RNA of Morus notabilis, 1235 nucleotides long. RefSeq names its product WAT1-related protein At2g39510. The transcript is spliced from 7 exons. NCBI's taxonomy places the organism in Eukaryota, Viridiplantae, Streptophyta, Magnoliopsida, Rosales, Moraceae. Gene Ontology annotation, molecular function: transmembrane transporter activity. The record is from RefSeq and is a predicted model, not a curated record. Bases 30 to 1157 code for a protein of 375 amino acids. Gene Ontology annotation, cellular component: plasma membrane.